UGUAGAUUGUGUUGCUUGAGAUUCCAGGUAGAUAAGCCAAAUCCUGCCUUUAUGGUCUCAUGAUCCAAAAUGCCUUUGGAUAUUUACCAACUUGUCUUUUGAUAUACAAAAGAAUAUUGUCACUAUCCACCUUUAGCCCCCUUAUAUAUAGCUUCAUUCAUAUUCAGAUUUCUCACAACAAUCUCCUUUUUACAAGAUCCAUAGUUACAUUUCGAGAUACAAAAGAAACAAAUCCUUCUUUCACUUCAAAUAAUCAUCAAGAAAACACUAGCAAACCAUUAACUAAGUCAUCUUUUUGAACAUUGGAUAUGGAAAGAGUGAUGAAGUUGGGAGCAGAAAGUCCAGUGGUGAUUUUCAGCAAGAGUAAUUGUUGCAUCUCUCACAGCAUCGAAACCCUAAUUCGUAGUUUUGGUGCAAACCCUACAGUUUAUGAGCUUGACGAACUUCCGAAUGGGAGGGAAAUGGAGAAAGCAUUGGUUGCAUUAGGGUGUAAGCGUAGUGUGCCAGCAGUGUUCAUUGGGAAAGAAUUGGUUGGUGGUUCUAAUGAGAUCAUGAGCCUUAAUUUGAGGGGCAAUAAGCUCAAGCAACUGCUCAUAAGGGCUAACUGUUUAACCAAAAAGUGAAAUUUCGGUUAAAGCCUUAAUUUAGAAGAACUCGGGUUACUGAUAUUCAAAAAAUGAAUAAAGGAAAGUGAUUUUGCCAACAAUAAGAUAAUCAGAAGAAUACAAAGUAAACCAAUAUAUUCAGAUAGUAUUUCGUGUCUUUAUAAAUGAUCCAUUCUCUUCCUUUUAUAGCUAUCUCCAAGUUAUACGUUAUGCCUUUGUCAUAAUAAUGCCAUUAUAGACAAUUAAAGGCAUUAAAUGCUACGUUACAUAAUCAUUGUGAUUCA
Messenger RNA from Nicotiana tabacum (common tobacco), 889 nucleotides. RefSeq names its product monothiol glutaredoxin-S1-like. NCBI's taxonomy places the organism in Eukaryota, Viridiplantae, Streptophyta, Magnoliopsida, Solanales, Solanaceae. The record is from RefSeq and is a predicted model, not a curated record.